This is a messenger RNA of Bipolaris maydis ATCC 48331, 1346 nucleotides long. RefSeq lists its product as uncharacterized. Gene Ontology annotation, molecular function: heat shock protein binding. Gene Ontology annotation, cellular component: nucleus; cytoplasm. The record is from RefSeq and is a predicted model, not a curated record. Lineage: Eukaryota; Fungi; Ascomycota; Dothideomycetes; Pleosporales; Pleosporaceae.
UAACACUGCCUCACUUCUCAUACCAACACAACAACAAUCAAACAACAUGGCGAAGAAACAACGCAAAACCACAGAGGCAGAAGAUCCCAUGGAAGAAGACUUCCCCAACGAUCAUGACAGCGAGGGCGAAGAGCAUGAUCUUGGUGACGAAGGCCCACCUACUAUUGACCCAUAUGAGGUUCUGGGCCUUGAGUCUCAAGCAACAGCGGAUGAUGUGAAAAAAGCAUAUCGCAAAAUGGCACUCAAGUGUCAUCCAGAUAAGGCUGCGCCCGAUGAGAAAGAAGCCGCCAACAAGGCCUUUCAAGAGAUCGCAUUCGCGUACGCAGUACUUUCCGACGACCGAAGGCGUAAGCGUUACGAUCUUACCGGCAGCACAGCGGAGACCCUGGAAGACGAUGAAGACUUUAACUGGCUUGACUUCUUCCGCGAGCAGUUUAGGAAUAUCAUCAACGAAGAAACUAUCAGUAAGAUUUCGGAUGAAUACAAAGGCAGCGAAGAGGAGCGCAAGGACUUGAUCAACGCAUUCAAGAAGACCAAGGGCAAUCUGAACAAAGUAUACGAUAUUGUCAUGCUAUCCGAUAUCUUGGUGGACGACGAGCGGUUCAGGAAGAUUCUAGACGAAGAGAUCGCCAAUGGCACGGUUAGCUCAUAUCCUGCGUAUGAGAAAGAGACGGACGAGACUCGCGAAAAAGCCAAGGAUGCAGAGAGGAAGAGACGCGAAGCCUUUGACAAGCAGCAGGCUCAGGAACAAGAAGAGAGGGCAGAGCCUACCAAAGGAAAAGCAAAGGCGAAAGCAAAGCCCAAGAGCAAGAAGAGCGGCACAGAUGACAUGGCAGGACUAGCAGCUCUAAUCCAACAACGACAAAAGGCACGAGCAGGCAACUUCUUUGAUUCUCUUGAGGCCAAGUAUGCGCCUAAAUCACGAGGCUCCAAGCGAUCCACACCCAUGGAGGAACCGCCUGAGGAACUAUUCGAAGCCAACCGAAAGAAGCAGAAAACGAGCAGUCGGCCGAAAAAGAAAGCCAAGCAAGAGAGUGAAGAUGAGGUGAUGGAGUCUGGGGAAGAGGAUAUUGGCGAUUCUGAGGAAGAGAAAACGCCACCCCCGAAGAAGACAAGAGCGAAGCGGAAGGUGGCGCGUGGGCGGGCUUAGCAUUUGUGUCAGCUCAAACCCUAUUUUACGAGAAAUUGUCACAGUGAUGGACGCAAGGAGUUCAGAAUGAGAUACACCAUCCAUAUCCUACUGCAAGAGAGAAACUUUGGAAUGGCGGUGUAGUUAUUCUGGGAACAAAGAUACCCAGGUGCCGAAGGGUACCAGCUUUAUGGUGAAUUUAACUACCGAGAAGAUC